AUAUUUUUCGAUAUGUACAAAUACUCUAGAACUGUUAUAACAGGGUUGUUAUGUUUUGCACUGCUGGUUUGCUACUGUAAUGCGAGGCCACGGAAUAGGCACGGAGGAGCUCCCGGCUUCCGAGCUCCUAAGUUUAUGAGAUCCACUUCAUACGGGAGAAAACAAGAAAACAAGUUUCGACUUGGGGUCGACAAUACAGGUCUCAUCCAGGGAUGGACAAUCAAAAGUCCAUAUCAACAAAGUCGACUUAGAAGUGAAGCAGAACCAAUACAGUAUAUUUCACCACGAGCUCAGUUGAAUGGAAACUUCGGUAAAAGCCCAGCAGCACCGCAGAGACUUGGCAGACGACAGUAUAUACCCAAGCACUUUGAAGCCCCAGAAGCAGGACUCGAAUCCGCUCCACAUGCCUUGAAAAUAAUGACCGAGUCACAAAAGAACGCAAUUGCCCAGGAGUUCUUUCUGAAGUACAAAUAUGCCAAGGAGAAUGCUUUAAAUGACAAAGGAGACAUGAUAAGAACGGUGCAAAGAAAUUACGGACUCAAUAUAACCGGGGAACUGAAUGACGAAACCGUUGUGGCUAUGAUGCGACCAAGAUGUGGGGUUCCAGAUGCACCAGCAGAGUACAACUUAUUUCCCAAUAGAGAACACUGGACGCACAAAGACAUUACGUACAAAAUUGAAGGAUACACUCCGGACAUGAGUCAAUGCCAAAUACGAAACGCAUUUAAACGUGCAUUCAGAGUUUGGGAGGAAGUGACUGACCUCAAUUUUGAAAAGGUUGAUAGAGAUGACGCGGAUAUCAUCAUUUAUUUUGGAUACGAGGAACAUGGAGAUGGAUAUCCAUUCGACGGCCCUAAUGGGCUUCUUGCUCACGCUUUUACACCGGGUACCACAGCUAUAUCAGGCGAUAGCCACUUUGAUGAAGGGGAAUUUUGGACUUUGGGAAAAGGUAGAGUAUUUGACACUUACAAUGGAAACUCCGGGGGAGAUCCGUGUGUGUUUCCAUUUUAUUUCGAAGGCGCGAGUUAUAGUGCUUGUACCUCCGCUGGUAGGUCCGAUGGCUUAGAAUGGUGCGCCACUACAGCUGACUACGAUGCUGAUGAAAAAUGGGCGUUUUGUCCUCAUGAACUUCUAUUCACUUACGCCGGUAAUGGAGACAAUGAUCCUUGCGUAUUCCCCUUCGUUUUCCUCGGAAAAUCAUACGACGAAUGCACGCCUGAGGGAAGAAGCGACGGUUAUCUAUGGUGUGCGACUACUUCUAACUACGAUACUGAUAGUAGAUGGGGAUUUUGCCCUAGUAGAGCUCACGGAACUGAUGGUGGUAACUCUGGCGGCGCCGCCUGCACGUUUCCUUUCAAAUUUGAAGGCUAUACAUAUGUAGAUUGCACGACGGUGGGUCGAACCGAUUAUAAGUUGUGGUGUGCAACAACAGACGACUACGAUAAGGAUGGAAUGUGGGGAUUCUGUAAUGGAGAGGGUUAUAGUUUAUUUCUUGUUGCUACUCACGAAUUUGGACAUGCCAUAGGACUGGAUCACUCAAACGUUGCAGAUGCGUUGAUGUAUCCAAUGUAUUCGUACCAUGCUGAUUUUAUUCUUCCCGACGAUGACAAAAGAGGAGUUAGAGAUUUAUACGGACCAAGAAGAAGGUAUUUACCUCCAUUACAGCUGGAAACAUGCGGAGGAGAUCUGACAAAAUCAGAACCUACUGCAACUCGUCCACCAAGAACGUCAACUCCAACUGUCACACCAAGAACGACACCACGUGGAAGGACUUCAACUCCGACACAAUCUACAACUACACACUCAGGAGACAGAUGUGACGGCGUUGUUCCCCCAACUGACAUGUGCCAACGAAAAGUAGAUGCAGUGAUGUUGUACCAGAAUGAAUUUUUUGUUUUUCAGGGUCCUUUCGUAUGGCGAGUAAGUGGCAGAGGUAAAAACCAAGUUCAAACUCCUGAAAGAAUAAGUAAUCAUUGGCCUACGUUGAAAUGUGGAAUAGAUGGUGUAUACCAGAAUCCCAUCGAUUUGAAACUUAUGUUCUUCAAAGGAAGCCAGUACUUCCUUUUUGACGGUGAGAAUAUUUUACCCGGCUAUCCACGAGAGGUGACCGAACUCGGACUUCCGGCAAGAACAGUUGUUGACGAUGUCGUUUUCAUGAAAGGAAGGAACCCGAAGACUCGUAGAACGGAAAAUAGACUGUACUACUACGUCCGCGAAAAAGUUUACAGAGCCGAUCCUAAAACAGGUAUAUUGAUGGAAGGCUUCAAACCUUCAACGUUGGGUGUCAAAGGAACAGCUUGGGAAGGCAUACCACCCAAUAUUGACGCAGUUUUCAGUGAUGCUCAAAAUAGGCGUUACACUAUAUUCGUGAAAGGCAUGAAAAUCUUUCGCUACAUGAACGUGCGAGGACAGCUGGAUUACUCUCGCGGAUUCAAAAAAUUCUUCACUUGUCCCAUCAAAGUAGAAGAAUUUAUACCGUUGCCUCUUCGUGAAUAAUCAUAAUGUGUAUAUUUCGUUUUCUUCGUUGUAUUAUAAGGCAAAAUUAGUUGUAAAAUAAAUUUCUUUGCCUGAGGUGUUUGAUGUAGGCUAUGAUACAAAACAGAAGGCUGUGAUGAUAUAGUUUAUGGUGGCUUUCAAACUUCCGAAUUUAUGAAUUCUGGAGAUAAGUGAAGUAAGAUUGUACUAAAAACAACUAUGAUUCUAAUAUAAUAUAUUUAUAUCUGCAUUGUUAUCUUUCCCAAAGAUGGCAAAAGA
Styela clava is the source of this 2754-nucleotide messenger RNA. Its product is annotated as 72 kDa type IV collagenase-like. Gene Ontology annotation, biological process: extracellular matrix organization; proteolysis; collagen catabolic process. Gene Ontology annotation, molecular function: zinc ion binding; metalloendopeptidase activity. Lineage: Eukaryota; Metazoa; Chordata; Ascidiacea; Stolidobranchia; Styelidae. The record is from RefSeq and is a predicted model, not a curated record. Gene Ontology annotation, cellular component: extracellular matrix.